Molecule: messenger RNA, 3053 nt
Organism: Panonychus citri (citrus red mite)
Lineage: Eukaryota; Metazoa; Arthropoda; Arachnida; Trombidiformes; Tetranychidae
Gene: Sb
Product: serine proteinase stubble-like
Exons: 8
Coding region: 686-2785 (699 amino acids)
Biological process (GO): proteolysis
Molecular function (GO): serine-type endopeptidase activity
Source: RefSeq, a predicted model, not a curated record
CAGCCAGAGGAAAGAAAGAGAAAGAAAGAGAAGAUUAGUUUUCCUCAAAAAAAGGGGAUCUUCUAUUCUUACCUUUUUAUUUCUUGUUCGUAUUUAGAAAAAAAAGGUGAAGAAAAAGAAGAAGAAGAAGAUGAUGAUGAUGAUGAUGAAGAUGAAGAUGAUGAUAAAAAUAAUGAGGAGAGAGAGAGAGAGAGAUGAUGAUAAGAGGGAGACUUAAGGGAAGGAGGGUGAGACGGGAAAUGUUGUCAAGUAAGCAUCUUAAUAGUAUAUCUCAAGUCGUUUUACCGUUAAGGUAACAGGUAACAUCCAACAAGAGAUUAUAACUUUUUCUGUUGUUAUUUAAUCAUUUAAGUUAAUUGUAAAUUAAUCAAUUGUAAAUGUUUCGCAGCUAUUAAAUAAUAAUCGAGUAAUCAACUAUUCUUGUUGGACCUGGAGACUAUGUGAUUAAUCAAAUUAGAUCUAAUCAAAAUUUUUUUUUCUUCUUCUAAUCCAAUCGUUUUUUAUAUUUUAAUUUAUAUUUAAUAUUUAAAUUGAUUGUUUGAUUAAUCUUGUCUUCUUCUUGUAUAUUGAUUGAUUUGUUUGUUGUUAAUCCAUCGAUUCAAUUAUGUCAUGGUUAUCAUUGACAUUAUUUUUAUUGUGUUCGGAUCAGACUAAUCUAGUUUAAAUUACUUGUUAAUGAAAUGAGAUGAAAUUAACUUUGAAUCUCCAUCAACGGAUUAGGCUGUUGUUUUUCAUCUUUGUUUACUUACUCUCCAUUGUAAGAUUGACCAAAGGUGGAUCCCUCAAGAUCAGCCCAAAACCGUGUAAUAAUGCAAUCGGCGAGGAGGGAACCUGUAUGUUUGUCUGGGAAUGUAUUAAAACUGAAGGUAAACACCUUGGUACCUGUGUUGAUGGUUUCUUAUUUGGAUCAUGUUGUGGACACAAUGAUACCUUUAACUCAAUUGAUAAUAAUAAAAAUCAUCACGGGAUUAACGGUAUAUCAUCAUCAUCGUCAUCUAAUAACAUGGGAUAUACUUCAACAUCUUCCUUAUCAUCAUCAUCAUCUAAUAAACCAACUAUGGUUUCACCUUUACAUUCAUCGUUUGUUGAAACAUUUCCAACAAGUUCAACAGUAGCAUCUUCAUCUUCAUCAUUUUCAUCAACCAAUACCAUUGAUAAUUCAUUAUCUUCAUCAUCUUCAUCUUCAUCACCUUCAUCACCAUUUUACACUCUUAAGCCAACCAGUAAACCGUCAAGCUUUUCAUGGUCCCAGUCAUCAUCUCCAUCGACCUCUUCAUCUUCAUCCUCAUCUUCAUCAUUCUUAGGUGAAACUAGGCCAUCCGUUUAUGGAGUAUCAUCAUCAUCAUCACCUUCAGCUCCUCCGACAACCAAAGCACCAACCACACCAACGACAACAUCUCGUCCAGAAUCAUCUUGGAAUCAAUUUGAAACCUGGAACACAUCUCCUAGUCCUUUACAUGCACAAGUAUGGCCUGGCCAAACAAGCACCACUCCGGCAAAACCAUUAUCGAUUCUGAAUACAUUUCGUCCGCCAAUUUUUUCUGUUUUUGGAAAUAAUAAUAAUAAUAAUCUUAAUCAUGGUAACAAUCAAGUUAAUAAUGUUAAUAAUCGACCUACCUCGGCCACUGGGUCAUCUUCAUCUUCAUCAAUAUCAUCACCUUUCCUGCGACCCACUGUACGACCGAUUCCAGUUCGUCCAACUAAUUUUUAUCAACAUUUCUUUACAACUCGAACCAAAUAUCCACUGUUAACCAGUACAACUUCACGUCCACCUCCAACCUCCUCCAUGAUAACUACAACCAGCACACCACCAACAACAACAUUAACAUCUUAUAAUAAUCCAAUAAGCAUUCAAAAUAUGAUAACCACCACUACACCACCUCCACAAACCACCACGACAACUGUACCACCGCCAACAACAAGCUCAUCUUUUAAUUCCCAUAGGCCAAGACCACCUUAUCCCUAUCAAGGGUCAUCUCCUAAUAAGCAUAACAUCCUUGACCCAUCCAAAGUUCAAUGUGGUGCUCCAACAUUAACCCACCAAGCAAAGGUUGUCGGUGGUAAAAAUGCCGCUUUCGGUGCUUGGCCUUGGCAGGUCUCCGUUCGUCGAACCUCAUUUUUUGGCUUCUCAAGUACCCAUCGAUGUGGAGGAGCUAUUCUUAACAAUCAAUGGAUCGCAACUGCAGGUCACUGUGUUGAUGAUUUGAUAAUUUCAACGAUAAGAAUUCGAGUUGGCGAAUAUGAUUUUGCUAAUGUUCUAGAACCAUAUGCGUACGUUGAAAGAGGGGCUAAAAAGAAGGUCGUCCAUCCUCAUUACAAUUUCUUUACCUAUGAGAAUGAUCUCGCUUUAGUUCAAAUGGACGAACCGAUUGACUUUCAACCUCAUAUUGCACCGAUUUGUUUACCACCGGAUAGAAUUGAAAUGGUUGGUCGAAAUGCGACUGUAACGGGCUGGGGUCGUUUAAGCGAAGGCGGUAUUCUACCUUCGGUUCUUCAGGAAGUUAAAGUUCCAAUUGUGAGUAACGAUGCUUGUAAAAAUAUGUUCCUCUCGGCGGGUCGACAUGAGUAUAUACCAGAGAUAUUCAUGUGCGCUGGUUACGAAGAGGGUGGUCGUGAUUCUUGUCAGGGUGAUUCUGGUGGUCCACUUCAAGUUCAGGGUGACGAUGGUAAAUGGUUUCUCGCCGGCAUCAUUUCAUGGGGAAUCGGUUGUGCUGAACCAAAUUUACCAGGAGUUUGUACUAGAAUAUCAAGAUUCAAGGAUUGGAUUGUAAAGACAAUAUCAUAACAUUAAAUUAGAUUAUCUUUUCCCCCUUUGGUCAGCAACAAUUAUGUUGACCAUUAGAAGUAAACAACGAAAAAGAGUUCAUAUUGAGACUAAAUGAUUGAUUCCAAUUGUAUUGAUUCAGUGAAUUCACGAGCAAUCAUCAAAUCAUCAGAAUCUUUUUUUCAUCUUUUUGUUAAUUUUUCAGUUUUUUCUAAUUUUUGUCCUUCUCUCUCACACUGAUUAGUUAAUAUUUUACUGUUCUAUUCUAAUUAUAAUAUAUAUAAAUUUA